AUGUGUUGCUUGCCGCAGCAGAUGCUUUGGAACAGAAAAAAGAAGAAAAAGAAGCCCACAAAAGUCGGAGCUACUUGUCGACUCCACGCCGUUCGCACGGCUGUGCUCUGGGACCCGGAGCUGAUGUUGAUGACCGAAAUCAUAAGCUAUCAUCCGAUUCAGAACGGGAGCAAGUAUUUGCAUGAAAGCAAUAGUCGGGAAGGCACUCGGCCGUCACCAUCGGGACGAGAGAAAGCCUCCGACGUAUACCGGAACUACUCGACUCGCGCAGAUCUUUCUCUGUCGGCCCAAUCAGAUCGGGAGGAAGCCACCGACGAAAAUUGGAACUACUUGGAUACUUCCCAUUUGCAUGAAAGCAAUAGUCGGGAAGGCACUCUGCCGUCACCAUCAGGACGAGAGGAAGCCACCGACGAAUACCGGAACUACUCGACUGCGGGCCGGACUUUGCACGAUUGUGUCCUGGAAUCCCGGGCGAAUGCCAGUCGCGCAGAUCUUUCUCUGUCGGCCCAAUCAGAUCGGAAGGAAGCUACCGACGAAAAUUGGAACUACUUGGAUACUUCCCAAUCUGACAAUGACUACACAGCGGAUGACGACUGUGAUCCAGAAUGGAUGCCAGAUGGCGACGCUAGUCAGUUGAAUGACUUAUCGGUUUAUGAAUAUUUUGAGAAAUUUAAAAAUAAUGUCUUAUCCGACCAUGAAUCUGGUGCUUCCUCUGCUGGCGAAGACGAGGUGGAUGAAGAGCCUCUGGAUAAUAAGUCAAAGAUGCGAAAGAGGAACCGGAUUCUUAAAGAAAAAGGUUCGUCUUAUAAAAGGAUGGACGGAACUGUUGUCCAAGCCAGGCGGGUACAACCACCAUGUGGAUGCAAAAUGCGGUGCUAUGACAAAUUUUCUGAAUCUGUCCGACAAAAUCUGCUAUUAAAGCUGCUGACAUUAACUCAAUCCGGACAGAAUCAGUUUUUGUCCAAUCACAUAGUCGUCAUCAAUACGGUUCGCCCUAAGGUUCUAAUUUCACGGCGUACUCGAUCUCGGAUUUAUAGGUUACCGGGUGUUGGUGGUCCCGUAAAGGUUUGUAAACUUAUGUUUAUGGCUACAUUUGACCUGAAGGACAGGAAAGUUCGUACUCUCGCCAACAAGCUUGUUUUGGGACAAGGGGUUGCUUCAGAUGACAUGAGGAAAGGCAAUUGUUCUCGAAAACAAAUUAGUCCUGAGCACGCCGACUACAUCAUUAAGCACAUCAAGUCAUUUCCGGCUGAAGAAAGCCACUACGGUCGCGAGAAAUCAUCAAGGCUCUACUUAUCGUCUGAUUUAAAUGUCCAGCGUAUGUAUGAACUGUACCAGGACCAGUGUGGAGUGGAUAAUUUCAUACCAGUUCAUUACAAUACCUAUCGGCGUGCAUUUAAUACUCAAAAUCUUAAGUUUCGAAAACCUAAGAUUGAUACAUGUAACACAUGCGACAUGCUUAAGGUAGAGUUACAAGUAGAGAAAGACGAAGAAAAGCGGAAGGAAGUAAUCGUUCGGAAGGAGGCACAUCAACUCGAGGCUCAGCGAAUCUACGACGAAAAAAGGGAUGACAAGAAGCGGGCGGACCAGGAUAUCUGUGCCUUUACCGACUGA
Molecule: messenger RNA, 1614 nt
Organism: Ochlerotatus camptorhynchus
Lineage: Eukaryota; Metazoa; Arthropoda; Insecta; Diptera; Culicidae
Exons: 7
Coding region: 1-1614 (537 amino acids)
Source: RefSeq, a predicted model, not a curated record